UGCAACAUAUGUUACAGUUAGUUGAUUCAUUCAGUGUCGCUGUCCAACAUUGACCACGAGCUCCUUUCAAUCAUUGCUACGGUGUUUAUUUUAUCUGUCUAUUCAUAGUUUAAGUGGCUAAACAAGACUGUCCCGGUAGCGUCCACGAUUUAACCGAUAUUAUUCAGUCAGCCCAGUUGAAACAUUUUACAGUUAGCGAAGCGUUUCAUUUUGUGAGUAAAAAUGAAGACCAAGUUCAUUAAUGGGGUUUCGUCUUCACCUUCGAUGUCAUUGGGGUUAUUAGUAACAGAAAAUUCACUCGAGGUCCAGCCAAAUACUGAGAAUGACUGCAAAGAUAUCAUUCGUCCGGACGAGCCUGAUCAGCAGACAAAGCAUAAGGCCUAUUUGUGGUGCAAAGAAUUUCUCCACGGAGCAUGGAAAUCUCUGACCGAAGAUGAGUUUAAGAUCACCAUUAUCAGGGGCGGCCUCAGCAACAUGCUUUUCCUCUGCGCUUUGCCAGAGCACAUCUCUAGCGUCGGUGACGAACCCAGAAACGUUCUCCUGCGGAUAUAUGGAGCCAUUCUACAGAUGUCCUGUAAUAAAGGGGAUCCAAGAGAGUCAAACAAAGAAAAUCACUUUCAAGGUGCCGAGGCCAUGGUGCUGGAGAGCGUGAUGUUUGCCAUUCUGGCAGAGCGUGAGCUGGGACCCAAGCUCUACGGCAUCUUUCCCCAGGGGAGACUGGAGCAGUUUGUCCCUAGUAGAAAGCUGGACACCGAGGAGCUGAGUAUCCCAAGCAUAUCUGCUGAGAUCGCUGAAAAGGUUGCCAAGUUCCACGGGAUGACAAUGCCAUUCAACAAGGAGCCCAAGUGGUUGUUUGGCACUAUGGACAAGUACAUGAACCAGGUGUUAAGUCUGACCUUUACAAGAGAGUCUCACAUUCGCAAGUUCGCCCGACUGAUGAGUUAUAACCUGCUUCAGGAGAUGGAGAGCUUAAAGAAUCUAUUGGAGUCAACUCACUCACCUGUUGUCUUUUGUCACAACGACUGUCAAGGAGGAAACAUCUUGCUCCUGAACGGUCGUGAAGACUCAGACAGACAGAAGCUCAUGCUUAUUGACUUUGAGUACAGCAGCUACAACUACAGGGGGUUCGACCUUGGAAACCACUUCUGUGAGUGGAUGUAUGACUACAACCACGACAAGCCUCCAUUCUUCAAAGUCCACACAAAGAAUUACCCUACCAAAGCUCAGCAGCUGCACUUCUAUGGGCAUUACCUCUCUGAGUUUGACAAGGGGUUUGAUAACUUGAGCAGUGCGGACCAAUUGAAACUUAAGGAGAAGAUGGUGGAGGAAGUCAACAGGUUUGCUCUUGCCUCUCACUUCUUCUGGGGUCUGUGGGCCAUGAUCCAAGCCAGAAUAUCCACUAUUGAGUUUGGCUACAUGGAAUAUGCUAUGGCAAGGUUUGAUGCAUACUAUGACCUGAAGAAGAAGCUGGGAGUCUAAGGGUUGUGUAGAUUCACUGUUUUUUGGUAAAGGGGACCAUUCAAUGGUGUUGUGGAAGUGGGGUAGAGCAGGGGAUGGGUGGAUUAAAGCAUCAAUGUGUCUCUUUUCAAAAAAGAGAUGCUCCACUCUGAACGUUGCUGCAUGGACCACGUUGAUGACACUUGCAGAAUGUCCAGCUUCUACUGACUAACGUCCCAUGCCUGCCCUUACAGUGUUUACAAGUUGUAUCCCCAAACAUUCCAUGCACUUGCAAGUCCUCAACACUCAUCGAUGACACACAGAAAUAUUCACACAUGUCUGUUCACAUAAGUCUUGCUAAGGCAUAUAAGGUUUAUGCAUUUACUUAACACAAAGACGUGGAGUUGGAAUGCCAAUUGGUGGAAAAAUACUCAAAUGCACUUUCAGUGUGUUUUAUUGCAGACGCUAAUCCCGCUAACUGUGUUAUCUAUACAACCGCAAUGAUAGCAAAUGUACUGUGUAGGACUAAGGUUGCAGUCAGUGAGCAGAAUAGCCAAACACUAUGUUGAUAGUGUGGUCCAACCUCCACUUCAUGUCUACAGUGUUUUUUUCUCCAACACAUUUACCUUUACUGUGACUGCUCAUUGGUUUACCUCUUUCCCAACUUGAAUAUAGCCUAUGGUGUUAUUAAUUAGAUGAGUAUUUUUGCUGCUGUAUAAGCUUCAUUUGAUAAUGCUUGUGAGUGACCUGUGAAAAUGGUUGAAAAACUGUACAUGUCACUAGGUGUUCUCUCCAUUCUGGAGGUGAAUGAAGAUGGUCGAUAUCUCGAAAGAGAUUCUGUCCGUUGCCACUGACAGAAGCAGACCAGAUAUCCCAUUUAACCCCAGUACAAUCCCAUGGAUCACCAGUUGCCAUGUGCUGAGUCAUAACAGUGUGGAUAUAGGGACUGUGUUAUACUCAUUUGUUUACAUCUCAUGCAGAUUUCCAAAAUGGGCAAGAUGUAACAAAAAAUCUUGUCCGCACCAAACUGUCACAAUCAAAAUAUUUUUGGUUCCCUUGUGGUGCACCACAAAUAAUCUAGUCACCUUCUAAUGACGAAUGAUCUAGUAGAAUGUUUUAACCAGUAGCACCCACUCCCACCGGUGUAUGGGGACGGAGUCUACAUUAAAACCAGGACUGCUUUCUAUCGUCAAACAGUGGGAUGUCAAGAUUAAGGGCCCAAAUUUCAUUGACGGGCAAUGGGCAGUGUGGAUGGGUCAGAGCAGUGCUCCCACUUUCCAUUCCAUAGCUUUAGCUCAUACACAAGACACUUUGCCCAUUGCCCGAAUGCACAUUGGAGCCCAAAAUGUACAAUGUACAGUUUUCCAGUGUGAUAUUGGAGAAGCAGAUAGAGGUUCUCAGCUCCAGUGCAAUUAUCACUGGAGAUUGUGGAUGUAUUGAAUGUUUAUCUUUCUUCUUGGAAAUCUUUUACAUACUUAUUAGUAAGUGUUGAGUGACAGUCCUGUAUCUACUUGAUUUGUCCCUGUUGAGUAAUGCCAUUGAGUUCAUUUCAUCUUCAGAAAGAUAACUGUGAUAAGUCUUUUACUUUCUUCUACAAUACAAGUCAAUAUACUGUGUUUUAUGUUUAUGGUUUUUCUAUACAGUAGAUGUUCAUUUAUUCAAUCAGUUUAUGAUAUUUUUGAGACAACCUGAGCCUUUUGCUAAUAAUGUCAGUGGCACUUUCCACACCAGUUACAUGUAUAUGUUUUUGUUUCCAAAUGCUACUUUUGUAUUUUUUUUUCCCUGCAAUGGAAGACGUAUUUUUCUUAAUAAGAAAGCUGUCUCUUUCCUUGUUGAAAUGAAUUGUCUUUUUCCUCCUGUGAAAGUUUCUGUUGGUGGUCAUUUCUUAAAUGUAUUAUUCAUCAUAUGCAAAUUUGCUAUUAAAAUUACAAAUUUGCUACUUGAUGACAUUGAAUGUACUGAUAACCUUUUUCUGAGAGGUUGCAAUGUACCCACCUUUUAAAACCGUGAUUUAAAUUGACCCCAGCAUCUCUCUCUCUCUCUCUCUCUCUCUCUCUCUCUCUCUCUCUCUCUCUCUCUCUCUCUCUCUCUCGGCCACUAUGUAAUCCUUGUUUGUAUGCCAAUAUGACUGACUCUAGCCUUAGCACUCUCUCUAGUAGCUUCUGUAACAGAGGGGGUUAAAGGGGGUUAAAUCAACUCCUUUGUAGCCAGGGUAAUCCAUAAACAGUACUGUUCAAUUUUUGCUUUGCACAUAUAAUCAUUAAAGAAACGUAAUCAACACA
Molecule: messenger RNA, 3719 nt
Organism: Alosa alosa (allis shad)
Lineage: Eukaryota; Metazoa; Chordata; Actinopteri; Clupeiformes; Clupeidae
Gene: chka
Product: choline kinase alpha
Exons: 12
Coding region: 223-1479 (418 amino acids)
Biological process (GO): phosphatidylethanolamine biosynthetic process; CDP-choline pathway
Cellular component (GO): cytoplasm
Molecular function (GO): choline kinase activity; ethanolamine kinase activity
Source: RefSeq, a predicted model, not a curated record